UUCUUAGUCUUUAUACUUUGUUUUUGCUAUUGUUCUUCAAGUUCUUGAGGAGGAAACUUCAACCUCCGAAACCAUUGGUGUUUAGCCAGGCAAAGUGAAAAGGCAAAAGACCGUUGAUGGUAGCCCGAAAACUUAUUGCCAUUAUUUUCAUGUUGACAUAUUUCUCGAGGAUAUUGAUCGUCUUUUGCAAGAGAUGAAUAAUCGUUUUACUGAGUCAAGUUUGGAGCUACUGAUGUGCAUAUCGUCCUUAAGUCCUAAAGAUUCAUUCUCCCAUUUUGAUUUGAAUCGGCUACUUCGUCUUGCUGAAUUAUACCCAGAUGAUUUUAGUUCAAGAGAAAAACAUGAACUAAAUGAACAACUUAAGGUGUUUCUUAUAUUUGUCAAAUCAUCUCCACAGUUCUCAAGUCUUCAAACUAUUGGAGAUUUGGCAAAAAGAAUGGUUGAAACAGAAUGGCACACAACUUAUAGGUUAGUGUACCGACUCAUUCAGUUGGCACUGAUCUUACAUGUUACAACAGCCACAGUUGAAAGAUCUUUCUCCACAAUGAAGUUCAUCAAGAAUGAUUUGCGCAACAAGAUUGGAGAAGAAUUCUUGACAGAUAGUUUGGUGUGUUACAUUGAGAAAGAUAUUUUUGUUAAAGUUGAGAAUGAAGACAUUAUGAGGCGAUUUCAGAGUAUGGCGCCUCGAAGACAUAGAUUGCCACCUCCCAAUUACUCUCCUUCAUUUGACGCUUC
Cuscuta epithymum is the source of this 735-nucleotide messenger RNA. The record is from the annotation of a GenBank genome assembly. Lineage: Eukaryota; Viridiplantae; Streptophyta; Magnoliopsida; Solanales; Convolvulaceae.